Molecule: messenger RNA, 1533 nt
Organism: Panonychus citri (citrus red mite)
Lineage: Eukaryota; Metazoa; Arthropoda; Arachnida; Trombidiformes; Tetranychidae
Product: BRCA1-associated protein-like
Exons: 2
Coding region: 1-528 (175 amino acids)
Biological process (GO): protein ubiquitination; Ras protein signal transduction
Cellular component (GO): cytoplasm
Molecular function (GO): ubiquitin protein ligase activity; zinc ion binding
Source: RefSeq, a predicted model, not a curated record
AUGUCCACAACUUCGUGGACGAAUAGACUUUUCCGAAUCCAACAUCGGAGGUGGAUCAGCUGGAGUGAAAGUGUUCCUGAAAACAAUUGUUUCGCCUGCAAUUCACAAGAAUCCUUGUGGAUCUGUUUGAUUUGUGGUCACAUCGGAUGUGGUCGGUAUGUCGGAGGUCAUGCCAAGUCUCACUAUCUGGAGACUCAACAUACUUUUGCUCUCGACUUGAGUAUGGAUAAUCUAGUCUGGGAUUAUGCUGGAGAUAAUUAUGUUCACCGAUUAGUUCAAAACAAAUCAGAUGGUAAACCAGUGGCCGUUGAGUACGAAAAUCGAGCCGAGGAUAAGAUUGAUGCGGUCCAGUUGGAAUACACUUACUUGCUGACCAAUCAAUUGGAAGCUCAGAGACAUUUUUUCGAGGAGACGAUUCGCCUUAUUAAGAAAGAAGCCGAAGAAACAAGCAAAGAAUUGAUAGAAGAGAAUAAACUUCUCUUGGAGGAGAAGAAACAUUUCGAAGAUGAGAACCAACGGUUACGCUAAGAAAAACAAUCUCUAGAAAAGAAAGUGACCAAUUUAAGUUCUCGAUUGACUAAAGUUCUUCAUGAUGUUCAAGAGGAAAAAGAAAUGAACAAAUGUCUCUCUCAAAAUCAAGAUCUAUGGUCUCGAAAGUUUCAAUCGACGGAAUCAAAUUUGAAAACUUCCAUCGACAAGAAGGACAAGGAAAUCGAAGACCUUAAAGAAAAAGUUAGAGAUGUGAAGGCUGGUCGACAUUUGGGUUACCCGAACAUCGAUAUCAAUGGUCCGAUUCAAUCAGGUUUUACGAUACCUCAGGGUACAAUUCGUCGAGGUGCUCGUUGUUCAACCUCUAAAGCUUUUCUUCAGCCCAUUCGAGAUCGAACCAAUUUACAUAUAUUACCUUUUUCUUAUGCGACAAAAAUUUUAUUCAAUAAUCAAAAACGAGCGAUUGGUGUCCAGUUUGACCGAUUCACUAUAACCAAUGUUGUUUACGCUCGACGUGAGAUUAUUGUUUCCGCUGGUUCGGUAAAUUCACCUCAACUUUUAAUGCUUUCUGGCAUCGGUCCAAAAGAUCACCUUGAGACACUUGGUAUUCCUGUUAUUUCCAAUGUACCGGUUGGAGAAAAUCUUCAAGAUCACAUUUAUCCCGGUGGAGUUCAUUUUACCUUAACCGCUCACAUAUAUUUUUUUCAAUAAAACGUUUAAAUUAAUCUACUUGAUAAUUAUCACAAUCUUUCAAAGUGAAAAGUUCAUUAGUUUGAUUGUCUCCCAGAGACUAAACUUGAUCAAGUCAAAAAGAUACAUUAUAUUUUCAUCAACAAUCAUGACAUAACCGUCAUAGCAAUCAAACUUGAUUCAUAUUUCCAAUGAAAACUGCAACUAAAUAAUCUUAAUCCAAUUCAAGAACCAAUUGGUGCAUUACAUUUAGAAUGUAAUGGCAAUCUAAACCAAACCUUGUGAAACUUUCCAAUUAAUCAGCCAACGAAUGGAAAUCACCAAUAAAUAAGAAUAUUAAAAAUUUAUCUAGAA